Molecule: messenger RNA, 926 nt
Organism: Rubroshorea leprosula
Lineage: Eukaryota; Viridiplantae; Streptophyta; Magnoliopsida; Malvales; Dipterocarpaceae
Source: the annotation of a GenBank genome assembly
CCUGUUAAAGGGGAUAAUGUUGAUGCAGUAAAUGGAGGAAUAGAUUGCUUUGAGAUGGCAAGCCAGACUAGUGAAGGUGUUGAUGCAUCAUACACGGAUGACAUUAGCAGUGUGCAAAGUUGGACGCUGAGAUCCUUAUCUGAGUCUAGUGUUGCUUGUGUAACUGGUGAUUUUGCAAUGCAAAAUGUUCUUCUGCAGAUGGGUUUACGUCUUCUGGCACCUGAUGGAAUGCAGAUUCGACAGUUACAGAGGUGGAUAUGGAAAUGCCACGCCUGCUUUACUGUGACUGUUGAAAGUGGGAGGAUUUUCUGUCCAAAGUGCGGAAAUGGAGGAACUUUACGCAAGGUAUCUGUAACAGUUGGCGAGAGUGGAACUGUUUUAGCUGCACGUCGGCCACGGAUAACACUUCGUGGUACAAAAUUUUCACUGCCUUUACCUAAAGGUGGGAGGGACGGCAUUGCCAAGAACCUCAUUUUACGGGAAGAUCAACUUCCUUCCAAGUUCCUUAAACAAAAGCCAAAGAAGAAAAUAGAUAAACAGGGAGAUGAUUUCGUCAUGGCUGAUGACAUCUUCACUCACCAUACGGAUGCCAAAAAGCCCCUUCAGCCUCCCAUGAGAAAAGCAUUAGCCGUUUUUAGUGGAAAGAGGAACCCUAACGACAAUCAUUACUCCAGGCGUAGACCUAAGUAACUCUAUUGAAAAUUUUGUUUGGUUUGGAUUUUUUGACCUGGGAAAUCUUGUUGUAUUUGAGUUAUUUUCCUCAGCUGUAGAUUGUUGCGUAUCUCCAAUUUCUAUGCUUCAUAAAACCCCAACAGGUACAAGUUUUGUUGCAAAAUACCAAAUUUAUCAUGUGAUCUUGGGGCAUGUUUAGGAGAUUGCGCUCCUCCAUAAUUUUUUUGGAAGAUUAAUACACGCAUUCGCAAAGA